Kogia breviceps (pygmy sperm whale) is the source of this 1755-nucleotide messenger RNA. Lineage: Eukaryota; Metazoa; Chordata; Mammalia; Artiodactyla; Physeteridae. The record is from RefSeq and is a predicted model, not a curated record.
UCCGUCUCCCAGCAGAAGGCGCAGCCAUGAAUCCGUUAUUCGGCCCCAACCUCUUCCUCCUCCAGCAGGAGCAGCAAGGCCUGGCCGGGCCGCUGGGGGACCCCGUGGGAAGCGACCACUUGGCCGGCGGCGGGGACGUGCCCCCGGCGCCGCUAGCCCGGGCCGGCCCGGCUCCCUACUCGCCGCCCGGGCCGGGCCCGGCGCCCCCCGCCGCCAUGGCGCUCCGCAACGACCUGGGCUCCAACAUCAACGUGCUCAAGACCCUGAACCUCCGCUUCCGCUGCUUCCUGGCCAAGGUGCACGAGUUGGAGCGCCGCAACCGGCUGCUGGAGAAGCAGCUGCAGCAGGCGCUGGAGGAGGGUAAGCAGGGCCGGCGGGGCCUGGCUCGCCGAGACCAGGCCGUGCAGACCGGCUUCGUCAGCCCCGUCAGACCCCUGGGGCUGCCCCUGGGCGCCCGGCCGGCUGCCGUCUGCACCCCGUCGGCGCGGGUGCUGGGGUCGCCCGCGCGCUCGCCGGCAGGCCCCCUCGCGCCCUCCGCGGCCUGCCACCCGGCGGCUCCCUCCACCUCCGCCUCCUCCGCCUACUCCUCGUCGGCCCGCUUCAUGCCCGGCACCAUCUGGUCCUUCUCUCACGCCCGCCGGCUCGGGCCGGGACUGGAAACCACUUUGGUGCAGGGGCCUGGCCUGUCGUGGGUGCACCCCGACGGGGUGGGCGUCCAGAUCGACACCAUCACCCCCGAGAUCCGCGCUCUCUACAACGUGCUGGCUAAAGUGAAGCGCGAGCGGGACGAGUACAAGCGGAGGUGGGAAGAGGAAUACGUGGUGAGGCUGCAGCUGCAGGAGCGCGUGAACGAGCUCCAGGAGGAGGCCCAGGAGGCUGACGCCUGCCAGGAGGAGCUGGCCCUGAAGGUGGAGCAGCUGAAGGCGGAGCUGGUGGUCUUCAAGGGGCUCAUGAGCAACAACCUGUCCGACCUGGACACGAAGAUCCAGGAGAAGGCCAUGAAGGUGGACAUGGACAUCUGCCGCCGCAUCGACAUCACCGCCAAGCUCUGUGACUUGGCCCAGCAGCGCAACUGCGAGGACGUGAUCAAGAUGUUCCAGUCUCUGCACUUGUCUCCCAUUAAGGUCCCGUCCAUGGGGGGGCGGAAGCGGGAGCGCAAGGCUGCCGUCGAGGAGGACGCCUCCCUGUCGGAGAGCGACGGGCCCUGCCAGCCCGACGGGGAUGAGGAGGAGAGCGCGGCCCUCAGCAUCAACGAGGAGAUGCAGCGCAUGCUCAACCAGCUGAGGGAGUAUGAUUUUGAGGACGACUGUGACAGCCUGACUUGGGAAGAGACCGAGGAGACCCUUCUGCUCUGGGAGGAUUUCUCGGGCUAUGCCCUGGCUGCUGCGGAGGCCCCGGGAGAGCAGCCGGAAGACAGUUUGGAGAAGGUGAUUAAAGAUACCGAGUCCCUGUUCAAAACCCGGGAGAAAGAAUAUCAGGAAACCAUUGACCAGAUAGAGCUGGAGCUGGCCACGGCCAAGAACGACAUGAACCGGCACCUGCACGAGUACAUGGAGAUGUGCAGCAUGAAGCGGGGCCUGGACGUGCAGAUGGAGACCUGCCGCCGGCUCAUCACCCAGUCCGGGGACCGAAAGUCUCCUGCUUUCACUGCGGCCCCGCUUAGCGACCUGCCGCCCCCGCCGCCACCGAGCGAGGCUGAGGACUCCGAUCGCGACGUCUCAUCUGACGGCGCCGUGAGAUAGGGGCCUCCUCCGG